This is a messenger RNA of Brassica rapa (field mustard), 9321 nucleotides long. Its product is annotated as pentatricopeptide repeat-containing protein At1g12300, mitochondrial. NCBI's taxonomy places the organism in Eukaryota, Viridiplantae, Streptophyta, Magnoliopsida, Brassicales, Brassicaceae. The record is from RefSeq and is a predicted model, not a curated record. Gene Ontology annotation, molecular function: protein binding.
GCAAGUUUACAGCUUCAUUUUAGGAGAUCAUUGGUGGGCUCUUCCUCUCCACUAGAUUUGAUAAUAAACUAAUAAUGAUGAUAACAUAUUGAUGUUGUAACUUGAAGCUUGACUCAUAUAGUUAUUACACAUGCAUGGAAAAAAGAGUUUCCAGCUUUACUUACAUUGCUGACUUGAUAAUUGUUUCUCCUUCAUAUCUAUGCUUAAAAUCCCUGUAUCUAAUACAAUCUUUGACACCAGGGAAGCAAAAUAAAUUAACAUAUAAGUACUUUUCAGUUUUGUUCUCAUUCAUGCUCAGAAUCUCCUCUUUAGAUCUGCUUGUCAUGUGUUUUUAAUCAUUAUCAUUAUUUGGUUCAUCUACUUUUAAAAAAAUCCCACUGGUCAAACUCAAGAUUGAUACUAUUGCAAAAUAAUGUAUACAUCAGCUUCUAGAUCUUGUUGUCAACCACUGUAUCUGCUAAUUAUCUGUUCAGAUGAGAUAAUUAACCUGAGAGUUGAAUUUACAUUAUUAUCAUUAUAUUUUUUGGCUUUUGGUGAGAGACAUAUAAUCUCAGUCGGCUCUUGGGACCCAUUAGGUUAAACCAAUCACAGGAGAAUGUGGGUUUUAGCCAUUGAGCCACGGGCUCAGGCUUUAUGCAGCAACCCAUGCAAUUCUACUUUCCACCCGCAAAGUAAAAACCCAACUGUAGGUAGGUUACUGUGAAAGACUCUCCACUAUUAUUAACCUUUCUGUGAUCUUUUGAUAGAUAAUACAUAUUGAUGUUGCAUAUUUGGUGACAAAAAGUGCUUUCUUUAUCAGUAAUCCUGGGUCAAAACUACAACUUCAAAGUUUAGACCUAGAAACUACUAUACACAGUGUGAUUAAGACAAAGAGGAAUCUUCUUUUAUAGGGAAAAUAAACAAGAAGAAUAACAUUAUUGUCAUUGCUUUGCUUAUAUUGUCUUCAGUCAAAAGUUUUGCCAACCCCCAUUAUUGUAUUUAGGAUUAGAGGUGAAUUUAUGUGUGUAUAUGUUUGCCAGUAUCUGUGUGAUAUGGUAUGAGUAAGCAGGUUACAUAUUUGUUGGAGAACAUCCAAAAUAGUAACCCAAUUAGGGUUUUAAUGAAAUUAAAAACAAAGUUAUUGAAAAAAUAAUAGUUACAUUAAGAGUAUUGAGAUGUGAUUGUUAGGGGGGAUGCAUGUACCAAGAUAGAGACAACUCAAUUAGUUAUUGUUUUUAGUGUUCUUGUUCUUUGCUUAACAGUAACAAUAAUAACAAAUUCAUCAAACCUGCAGAUAUCAGUUUUGGAAUUGAUAUAAUCAUAUUCUAAUAUUUUUAUAUCACACAAAAAUAUUAAUAUUAUCUAGUAGCUCAACUUGUUUUGCCAUCUUAUUUUUAUGAUUAUAUUUUUACUGUUUCUGAUUAUGGCUUAAAUAUUCGAAUUUAGUGGCAUGGAAAUUUGAUGAUCGAGUAUUCGAGUUGAUAAAACACCAGAAUUCAUAAUUUUUAGAGUUAAAAAAUGAAAUUAAUGAAUCAUAAAAUACUAAUUAUUGGACGGAGCUUAAAGCUCUCGGGUCAAACUUAUUGGCUGUGUUUUAAGUUUAACACAGAAAGGUGGCCACGUGAUACAUAUCUUCGUAUUAUCAUUCUUCUUAUAUUUUUGCUAUUUUGUGUUCUUUUUCUCCCCUUCUACAAUUAUUAUUUACGUUUACAAUUUAGAAAUUAACAGGCUCAUAGCAUAUACCAAUAUCCAUUCCUUGUAGAUGCCGUGACUACCUAAUAUUUCUUUUCUUAAUAAGCUUUAUUUAGGAACGUUAAUAAGCAUUGUCAACUUAUAUAUCGAUUAAAAGCAGCAGCGGUGCGGAAAAUUGAGAACUUUAGCAAAAAAACUUAUAUAUCGAUUGAGGAGAACCUCUAGCCUAAAACUUUCUAACAAUUAGAUACCCUAUUUUCCUAUAAAGCGAGAAAUAUAUUAAAUUGCAAGUUUAUAGAAAAAAUGCUGAGCGACAAAAAUGAUGAACGCAGUCAGAAGUUUUAUUUUUGUCAGUGAACAAUAUAUAAUUACAGAUUCAUAUAUGGGAAAGAAAAGGUAAUACGACGACAAAAAGAAUGAAAAUAAUAUAUAUAGAAACGUAUAAUUAGAAGAAAAUAAGACUUUAUAAUUAAAGCUUCCUUUAUGAAGUAAUUAAAACUUCUUCAAGCUACACAACACGAACACGAGGGAUUCGAGAGAAUUGUGGAGAAAGUUCGUUAGCGUUGUCUGUUCCGUACGCUGUACGCAUGUGGCAAGCCCUUAAAUAUAUUCUUUUACUUGAAGAAAAUACAUAGAAAAUAAAAAGAACUAACUAAGAAAUCAAAUUAUCGAUGCUUUAAAAGUACUUAAACACGUUGAAACUUAUAUGAACCCAGAAAAGUUGGAGAUCCUAGCAUUUUAUCAACUAUCCUUGUUAUGAAUGUAACAAAACACGGACAUCUCUGCAAAGUAAACAAAAGAGAAUAGGAAAACGACCUUUAGUAUUAUCUUCUAGAGAAUCUAAUCAGUAAAACUAAUCUUAACAUGUAUAGAUGACUUGAAAGCCUUUAGUAAAAAAAAUAUGUAUAUAUGAUUUCUAAUAGGGAAAAGGUCACCUUUAUUGGACAAAAAUAUACAUUUUACGACGAUUAACGAGAUAUAUCAACAUGUGGAAGGGCCAACCAUAUGUGUUUUCUAAGUUUUAACUGACGAAAUCAUUAAGGUUAAAAAACAAAUAGAUGACAUAUUUGGUCGUGAGUGUCUGUUUGUCCCCAUGGCCAUAGGGUUUGACCUUUCAUAAAAGUAAAACGCCAGUCGUGGGGAGGAGUCACAUAUCAAACCAUAGGGUAUACUUCUACUUUUUAGUUUUCUUCUCAUAUAAUAUAGCUUGCUCGUACUUUAUAUAUUGGUGUGCUUAAGAAUUUCAAGCCACGUUACUUGAUAGUUAACAGGAGUGGUCUAGUGGAUUUGUAGGGUUUCCGAUAAUUAAAUCAGAAAAGUUUUAGGCCAUACGAUUAAAAAUAUGUUACAUACAAAACGAUGCGUAUUAAAUAAGGUUUUCCUUGCCUCUUCGGCUUUUGGUUUUCUAGAUCUGUUUUAGGGUGUGCUUUUUUAUAUUUGUUCAUGCGGUGUCGGUUUGGGAUUCGGUAGUUGAGCUCUCGUCGCAGGAUGAGAGAAGCUCUCCGGUGAAAGAUGGUUAUGGUCUGCGCGAUGCUUUUUACUCUGGUGUAUGUUUGAACUGUGGCGGAUGAGAUCUCGCUCUUGCGAUUGAUUCUAUUUGAUAAAGAAUACAUGAGUUAAGGCGGUUGCGGUGAAGAUGGAUGUAGGUCAUGGGUUCCGGUGUGUUCCGGAAGCGAUGAAGGAUGAUGGUUCAGGGGUGAUUCUGGUGAAACGCCGUUGAGAUCGCUAGUGGUUGUGAAAGUGAAGAGAUGGAGUGACGCGUGUCCUCCGGAAUUGAAAUUUAGACACGUGGGCACGUUUGUGUCGACGGAGUCGACGUUUGGGGCGGUAAAGCCGGGCUUUAGAAGUUUGGGCAUGGCCCAUUUCCUUUCUGCUUGUGUGCCCGUUGUUUUCGGGCUUUUGCUUUUUUUUAUUGUCAGUGUGGGUUUUGUAACUCGGUAUGUUUCUUGGGCUUGCCCUUUUUAAUAAAACUAGUUGGAAAAAGAAAAAGGCUAAUCAAGUUAAUAGAUUAAUUAAUCUUCAAAAUUAAGACACUCUUGAAUCUUGAUUUGCUUAUGAGACAGAGUGAAUUUGGUUGUUACUUUUCCUUCAUAAGUGAUAGGUUUCAGAACAGAACUCAUAAACUAGUGAAUUUGAUAUACAUGUGUACAUGUUCCCGAACAUUCAAGACCCGUAGUUUUUUUUUUCAAAAACUCGGAAUGUUUUAUUUUUAUUUGUACAACUUUGAAUAUUAUCUAAUAUGUUUCCAAUUUUAAUUUUAAUUUUAUAUUUUCGAAUUUAAAUUUCAAAAAUUUUAAUUUUUUAAAAUUUUUUUUUUUUAAAUUCCGAGGAAACGAACCCUCGGAAAUUUCCGACGAGCAUUUCCUCGGAAUUAGUCGUCGGAAUAUGCCGAGGGACCCUUCCUCGGAAUUUUCCGAGGGCUGCGUUCCUUGAAAAUUUCCGAUGAAAUUUCCGAGCAAUAUUUCGUCGGGACUUCCGAGGAUUGGACCAUCGGAAAAUCCAUCAAAAUAUUCCGAGGAAGUUCUUCCUCGGUAUAUUCCGAGAAACUUUUCGACGAACUUGUGGUCCUCGGAGUUUCCUCGGAGUUUCCUCGGAAAUUCAUUUUCUCGGAAUUCUAUCGGAAAUUUCCGAGAAGUUAUUUCCGAGGACUUGUUUCGUCGGUAUAUCGUCGGAAUAGCGUUAUUCCAACGACAUACCGAUGAUUUUUUCCCUCGGUAUGCCGCUGUUUAAUUUCUUGUAGUGUUAAUAUAUAAGCCAAAAUAAGAGCUAUGAUAUUUUUCUAAUCACUAAAAUGGACGAUUGAAGAAAAGUAAAAAAAAAUAAUGUGUGCAAUAUGAAUAGUAUAUACUUCCAAAAACUAUAGAGCAGUAAUCAAAAUCCGAUCUUAUCAACUGAUAAUUUCUACAUACAAGGCAAGACGACGGCGGUAUAUUAUCUACGUUAGUGAAAUACUUCUAGAACACUUAUGAUCAAAUAGUGUUUUCUUAAGAAGACAACAAAAACAACAAAAAAUAUAAAGCAACUGGAGAAGAAAAUUAUGGGAGAAGUAAAAUAAUUGGCAAUGAGGUAAGCAAUGACUAAAAAGACUUCGUCAUAAAUUGAGGGCCUAGGGAAACAUGAACACCACUUUUUAAUAUGCAAUUCAUAUAGAUAACGUAUAGUAUAUAGUUGCAUGGCAUCGUUUUCUUUAAUUUAACGUAAGUAGAUCUGUUUAAAACUUGGAAGGCAUAAUAAAAUUGAAGCUGAUAGCUCCAAAACUAAAAGUGCUAAUUUGUUUUGCUCACACUUCAAAACCACGUGAUUUUUGCACUUACCAUAAAGUCCACCCAAAUUUAAUGGGUUACCCAUCCCUAACAAAAAGUAUAAUAAAUAAUAUUCUCUAUUCUUUAAAUUAUUUAUUAUUUUUUGAAAAUUUACUCUAUGUUCUAGAGAAAUAUAUUUAAUACCUUCUAAAGUUCUAGUAACUUUUCUUUUUGGUCAAAAAAAUUCUAGUAACUCUAUGUUUUUAUUACAUGUAAAGAUUAGUUUUAGAGUAUUGAGACAAACACAACUUUAAAUUACAAUCCUUUGUAGUGAUUGUAUGCUAGCUCUAACAUCUCAUAACAUGUGUGCAUGACAUCAUGACAUCUCAUGUGUGCUAGCUCUAGCUUGGAUUAAUUGUGAUUAGUCAUCAACCGCCAAAACAUUAUUAAUGGUUAGUAACAUACAUAAGUUCUUUGCGGCAUUUCGACGAACACGUUGUGUGCGACGAUGUUGUUCUACAGAAAGUCUACCACACUUAAUCAAAAAGCUUCGAGAUUGGUUCAGCUUCAUCUCUCGGAGACAGGUACGCUUAGAACUGAUUCGCUAUGUAGCUUCUCUACCUUCUUGUCUUGCUGCAAACGAGACUUCUCUGGAAUUACCGAUGUGAAAGUCUGUUUCAGAGAGAGAUUGAGGAACGGACUCGUCAAUAUCAAGAAAGAUGAUGCUGUUGCUCUCUUCCAAUCCAUGAUCAGGUCUAAUCCUCUUCCUACACUCAUCGACUUCAGUAGACUGUUCAGUGGUGUUGCCAAGACAAAACAGUAUGAUCUCGUGUUGAAUCUCUGCAAGCAAAUGGAACUAAACGGGAUUGCACAUAACAUCUACACUCUCAACAUUAUGAUCAACUGCUUUUGUCGUAGCUGCAGAACUUGUUUUGCUUACUCUGUUUUGGGGAAAGCUAUGAAGCUUGGGUUUAGCCCUGACACAACCACAUACAACACUCUCAUCAAUGGACUCUGUCUUGAAGGCAAAGUCUCCGAAGCUGUGGGUUUGGUUAAUAAAAUGGUGGAGAAUGGAUGCCAAGCAGACACGGUUACGUUUGGUUCUAUAGUCAAUGGGAUUUGCAAAUCAGGAGAUACUUCUCUGGCUUUGGAUUUUUUGAGGAAGAUGGAGGAAAGUGAUGUGAAGGCUGAUGUGGUUACGUACAGUACAGUUAUUGAUAGUCUUUGCAGAGAUGGGAGAACGGAUGAUGCGGUUAAUCUACUCAAUGAGAUGGAGAGGAAAGGAGUCAAGUCUAGUGUUGUUACAUAUAAUUCUCUUGUAGGUGGGUUUUGUAAAGCUGGGAGAUGGGAUGAAGGUGCGAAGAUUUUGAAGGAUAUGAUUGGGAGGAAGAUGGUCCCUAAUGUUGUGACUUUCAAUGUGUUGAUUGAUGUUUGUGUUAAAGCAGGGAGGCUUGAGAAGGCUAAAGAGUUUUACGAGGAGAUGAUCACGAGAGGUGUGGCUCCCAAUACUAUCACUUAUAACUCUUUGGUAGAUGGGUUUUGUAUGCAGAACCGGCUCGGAGAGGCGAAGAAGAUGAUGGGUCUUAUGGUUGGGAGUAACUGCAGUCCUGAUCUUGUGACUUUUAAUAGUCUCUUGAAAGGGUAUUGUAAGGUGAAAAGAGUUGAUGAUGCUAUGAAACUCUUCAGGGAGUUUCCUGAGAGGGGAUUGGUUGCUAAUGAAGUUACUUAUAGCAUCCUUGUUCAAGGGUUUUGUCAAUCCGGGAAAGUUAAGAUCGCUGAGGAGCUUUUUCAAGAAAUGGUUUCGUGUGGUGUUGUUCCUGAUGCUAUGACGUAUGGUAUACUGCUUGAUGGUUUGUGUGAGAACGGGAGGCUUGAGAAGGCGUUGGAGAUAUUUAAGGAUUUGGAAGAGAGUAAGAUGGAGCUUGAUGUUGUUAUGUAUACGAUUAUGAUUGAGGAGAUGUGCAAGAGUGGUAAGGUGGACGAUGCGUGGACGUUGUUCUGUAGCCUAGGUUUGAAAGGAGUGAAGGCUAAUGUUAAGACGUACACGGUGAUGAUUUGGGGACUGUGUAAGAAAGGGUCGUUGUCUGAAGCAAACAUGUUGCUUAGAAAAAUGGAGGAAGAUGGGAAUGCGCCGAAUGAUUGUACAUACAACACUCUUGUCAGGGCAUAUCUUCGAGAUUGCGACUUAGCCAAAUCAGCAGAACUUAUAGAAGAAAUGAAGAGUUAUGGGUUCUCAGCAGAUGCGUCCACUGUUAAGAUGGUGAUGGAUAGGUUAUCUAGCGGUGAAUUGGAUAAAAGAUUUUUGGAUAUGCUCUCUGAGACGAUGAUGUUGAUGAUUCGGAUACGGAGUGCCAAAGCUUUGAGAUCUGCUUGGCCUCUUCUCCUGGAGACUGCAGGUAACCUGAUAACUUCUUUACUCCACAGCCCUUACGAGUUCUUGUCUUUCGUCUGCGGACGUGGCUUUUCUAGCAGCGAUAGAAAUCUCUGUUAUAGAGAGACGUUGAGAAGUGGGCUCGUCGAUAUCAAGAAGGAUGAUGCUGUAGCUCUGUUUCAGUCCAUGCUUCGGUCUCGUCCUCUUCCUACGGUCAUAGAUUUCAACAGAUUGUUUGGUUUACUUGCCAAAACGAAACAGUAUGACCUUGUCUUAGCUCUCUGCAAGCAAAUGGAACUGAAAGGGAUUGCGUAUGAUCUAUACACUCUCAACAUUAUGAUCAAUUGCUUCUGCAGGCGUAGGAAACUCGGUUUUGCUUUUUCUGCUAUGGGAAAGAUUUUGAAACUUGGAUAUCAACCUAGCACAAUCACGUUCUCGACUUUGAUUAACGGAUUGUCUCUAGUGGGUAAAGUUUCUGAAGCUGUGGAGUUAGUUGAUCGAAUGGUGGGAAUGAAGGUUAUUCCAAAUCUCAUUAUACUCAACACUAUUGUCAAUGGGCUUUGUCUCCAAGACAGAUUGUCUGAAGCAAUGGCUUUGAUAGAUCGAAUGAUGGCCAAUGGAUGUCAACCCGACACAUUUACCUACGGUCCGGUUUUGAACAGAAUGUGUAAGUCAGGCAACACUUCCUCCGCCUUGGAUCUGCUCAGAAAGAUGGAAGGUAGAAAAAUCGAACUCGAUGCUGCUAAAUACAAUGUCAUUAUUGAUAGUCUUUGCAAAGAUGGGAGCCUCGAAGAUGCACUCAUCCUUUUCAAUGAAAUGGAAACCAAAGGGGUCAAAGCAAAUGUCAUCACCUAUAACUCUCUCAUAGGAGGCUUCUGUAGUGCCGGCAGAUGGGAUGAUGGUGCACAGCUGCUGAGGGAUAUGAUCACAAGGGGAAUCACCCCUAACGUUGUCACUUUCAAUGCUUUGAUUGAUAGUUUUGUGAAAGAGGGAAAGCUUUCUGAGGCUGAAGAAUUGUACAAUGAGAUGAUCCCAAGAGGAAUAGAUCCUAAUACCAUUACAUAUAGUACUUUGAUAUAUGGGCUGUGCUACGAAAAGCGCUUAGAUGAAGCCAACCAGAUGCUGGAUCUGAUGGUUAGCAAGGGAUGCGAUCCUGAUAUUUGGACGUAUAAUAUCCUUAUAAACGGGUAUUGUAAGGCUAAACUGGUUGAUGAAGGUAUGAGACUUUUCCGCAAAAUGUCUCUGAGAGGAUUGGUUGCAGAUACAGUCACUUAUAGCAGUCUCAUUCAAGGGUUUUGUCAAGUAGGAAAACUUAAAGUUGCCAAAGAACUCUUCCAAGAGAUGGUUUCUGAAGGUGCUCAUCCUGAUAUUGUGACUUACGGUAUUUUGCUGGAUGGGUUGUGUGACAAUGGAGAACUAGAGGAAGCCAUGGAAAUACUUGAAAAAAUGCACAAGACUAAGACGGAACUUGACAUUGGUAUAUAUUCUAUCAUCAUUCACGGGAUGUGCAAUGCUAGUAAGGUCGAUGAAGCUUGGGAUCUAUUCUGCAGCCUACCUUCGAAAGGAGUGAAGCCUGAUGUUAAGACGUACACUGUAAUGAUUUCGGGAUUGUGUAAGAAAGGGUCACUGCCUGAAGCAAAGAUGUUGCUUAGAAAAAUGGAGGAAGAUGGGAUUGCGCCAAAUGAUUGUACAUACAACACACUAAUACGAGCUCAUCUCAGAGGCAGCGACAUAAGCAAUUCAGUUGAACUCAUCGAAGAAAUGAAGAGGUGUGGCUUCUCUGCAGAUGCUUCCACCAUGAAGAUGGUUAUGGAUAUGUUAUCGGAUGGUGGAUUGGACAAAAGCUUUUUGGAUAUGCUUUCUUGAACGCCUCAUCUAAGGUGUGUGUUUUGCUCUGUUUAUGCUUUUAGGAAAGGUUUGUAAAAUUUCAAGAUAGAAACUACAACUGAGCCAAUUCCCUUGCUCUUGAACGCCUCAUCUAAUGACUCCUUAGAACUACAAUAGAUUUCAUGAGUUCUAAGCCCUUCCCUUGUUCCA